Molecule: messenger RNA, 1845 nt
Organism: Vigna radiata var. radiata (mung bean)
Lineage: Eukaryota; Viridiplantae; Streptophyta; Magnoliopsida; Fabales; Fabaceae
Exons: 5
Coding region: 1-1845 (614 amino acids)
Biological process (GO): DNA integration
Molecular function (GO): RNA-DNA hybrid ribonuclease activity; nucleic acid binding
Source: RefSeq, a predicted model, not a curated record
AUGGUGAAAGAGGCGAACGGGACAUGGAGAAUGUGCACCGAUUUUACCGAUCUGAACAAAGCAUGUCCCAAGUAUAGACGGUCUGGAGCUACUUAUCAGCGUUUGAUGGACAAGGUAUUUCAGGAUCAGAUCGGGAGGUGCAUGGAAGUAUAUGUGGAUGACAUGGUAAUACGUAGCCGAACGGUAGAGGAGCAUGUUCAGAAUUUGGAGGAGGUCUUUGGACAAGUGAGAAAGUUUGGGAUGCGACUUAACCCCUUGAAGUGUACCUUUGGGGUUUCAGCAGGAAAAUUCUUGGGUUUUAUGCUAACUUCUCGGGGGAUAGAAGCAAAUCUCGAUAAGUGUAAAGCGAUUCUUGAGAUGAGAAGCCCGCACAGUUUAAAGGAGGUCCAACGGCUGGUAGGACGGUUAACAUCUUUGUCUAGAUUCAUACCCAAACUAACCGAUCGUAUUAAACCGAUCUUGGCGAUAAUGAGAAAAGGGGCACAAGAGGGGUGGAAUGAGCAAUGCGAGGCGGCAUUCGCAGAAGUGAAGGGCAUUCUGACAAACCCACCAAUGAUGAGACGUCCAGACUACGGCUACGAGUUGCAGUUGUUCUUAGUUGUCGGUGAAGAGGCCGAAAACCAAGAGCUUCAACAGUGGACACUCUUUGUGGAUGGGUCGUCCGGUCGACAGGGGGGAGGAGCGGGGAUUGUGCUGGAGGGACCGAACGAUGUCGUGGUGGAGCAGGCUCUGAUAUUUAAAUUCAAAAUUAGCAACAAUCAGGCUGAAUACGAGGUCUUAAUAACUGGAUUAGAGUUAGCCAGAGAUCUGGGGAUAGACUCCCUAAGCUGCAGAAUUGACUCGCAAUUGAUAGAAGGGCACAUGAAGGAGAACUUUCAGGUGAAGGACAAACAACUACUACAGUAUUAUCACAAAGCAGCACAGCUGAUGGCUCAAUUUAAGUCCGUAGAGCUAAAGUAUAUCCCGAGGGGGGAGAAUACAAAGGCAGACCGAUUGUCUAAACUCACAAUCGGUAGGGAGCAGGGGCAUUUGACUUCUUUGAUCCGACAGGUCUUGUUCAAGCCAGCUAUUGAGUGCCUUCAUGUCAGCUGUAUGGUCGAACGGGACGAUUGGAGGAGAGAGAUCAUGCUGCUGAUUAAAAAGCAAGAUGAGGGAACCACUCUUCGUUCUGAUGAAUCCAAACAGAUUGCUCGGUAUGUCGUGAUAGGGGAGGAGUUAUACCGGAGGGGAUAUAUGACACCCAUGUUAAAAUGUUUGUCAAAGGAAGAAUCUGAAUAUGUAAUGAAAGAGUUGCACGAAGGGAUUUGCGGUAGACAUGGGGGCGGUCGGUCACUUAGGGCCCGAGCACUAAGGGCGGGAUUCUAUUGGAUCACGAUGGAAAAAGACUGUCAAACUUUCGUUCAGAAGUGUGUAGCAUGUUCAUUCCCGACCGGCCGAGCACAGUUGAAGUUCCUCUUGGUGGCAGUUGACUAUUUCACCAAGUGGGUGGAAGCCGAACCUUUAGCCUGGAUAACUGCAGCACAGGUGCAAAAAUUUGUGUGGAAGCUAAUUUGCAGGUUCGGCAUUCCCAAAUUCAUCAUCACAGAUAAUGGACGACAGUUCGUGGAUGGGAAACUUAUCAAGUUCUAUAAAGAGUUAGGGAUCACUCCUUUAACAAGUUCGGAGCUGAAGAAAAAGUUGGGCGAAGCAAAAGGAGCAUGGGUCAACGAGCUUCAACAGGUGUUGUGGGGGUACCGAUGCUCACCCCAUAGUGCAACCGGGGAAUCCCUGUUCAACCUCACGUACGGAACGGAUGCUAUGUUACCUGUGGAAGUGGGGGGAGCCAUUGCAAAGACAAACCUAUAA